This is a messenger RNA of Venturia canescens, 1568 nucleotides long. RefSeq lists its product as uncharacterized. The record is from RefSeq and is a predicted model, not a curated record. The transcript has 3 exons. NCBI's taxonomy places the organism in Eukaryota, Metazoa, Arthropoda, Insecta, Hymenoptera, Ichneumonidae. The coding region runs from base 721 to 1215 and encodes 164 amino acids.
AGAUAAGUACACAUUUGUGGUUCUUUUUGUUUCGUAACGUCGAGAUGAUUGUUGUGUAACGAACUAUUGACGAGACAAUUGCUCCGCAGAUGUUUGGCUAUUGUCUAAUCAUUCGUACAUGCUCGGUCUUUAUUUUUCCUACGGUUUUGUAUUGAUGUUACUGAUGAGAAAGAAAUUACAUUUUUCGGGGCAUGUUGAAGGAUCGAAUGCGAGUGUUUGUAGAGGUCGUCCCAACGACAGCGGAGUCCAAAACAAAGCCGGCGCUAGGGGGCAUCGUGGUAGUGACGAAUGGAAAGAACUGAGGGAACAAACAAACUGUGUUGAUCAAAACAAAAAUUGCGUAUUUCGUAACAAAGAAAUUUAGUACUGUACGGUCGACUUAAUAUUUCUGAGACAAGACGAAGUGAUUUAAGUGAAAUUUGCCUUUUGGCUUCUUGAUUUCGCGUCCGUAUUUCAGUUUUUUGUCGUUCCCGUUCCUUUUGAACUGUCAUAAAAAUUUCAUCGUUCACGAAUGUCCUGGAGAAAAAGGAACAUUCAACACUGCGAUUGAACCUUCAAAAAUUCACACCAAAAUGAACGUUUGUUCUCUCAUUCGCGGAUACAUUUUUUUUUCAUCACACAUCUCGGUCAGAUGAAUUCGAUUUUUUUCGGACGCGUCUGAAAAGAUGGACGGAAUUUACCGAGCGUAGUAGCAGAGUGAAGAUUUUUGCAACCGUAAAAAUGAAAACAUCGAUACCAGGAAAGCUCGUUGGCUGCAUCGGCAAAUGUACUUCCGGUCUCACGGCGGAGGAGCUCGAUCACGUAACCGAUAACAUACACAAAACUCUGACUCAUCCUCGGGGUCGAAAAAUCUUUAAAGAAUACCUCAAACAAGAGCGUCGUCACGACGAUCUCGAGUGUUUGAAAUUUUACGAAAAAUGUUCCGAAUUCAUCGAAAAGGAGCAGAAUUACAGUAAUUCCGAGAAAAAUCCAACGUUGGAUUCUUUGAUCGAAGAUGUGAACGACGCGAUGCUAACGGCUGAGAAUCUCGAUGGCAUACCGGAAAUAGAUAUGAGCCUGUUGGAGAAAUACAACGAGAUUCUCACGCGACCACCGUGUCGCCAAUCCAUGCUUUCGCUUCUCGAAGAAACGAAAAUUCGACUCAUGAACCAUUUGCGACGAGUGCAUCGGGGAUUUAGGGACUACGCUUUGCAGCCUUGUCCCAGGACGAAGUGACAGAAGGGAACGAUUAACUUUCCGAGUAUUUAGAAAACGAACAAUAAAAAAUAUGAACCUUCGAGUGAUUGGGUUAUUGUAAAGCAGGUCCGAACGAAUCCUAAAAUAUUUUUGUAUCAGCCACUCCCCUUCGCCCAUUUUUACUCAGGUAUUACUUCAUAAUGAAGUGCAACGAGAUUUCUGACGUAAGGCUCUUACUACUCGUAAAUCCUUGCAGCCCAGAAGACUGUAAUCGAAGAUUGUAUUCUCUUGAGAAUCAUCUCUCAUUAGCUCGCAAGAUUAAGAUAUGGACGAGUCACUAUUCUUUUUUGUAUUUAUAAAAACAAUCGCUUCGAAUAAAGUGUCUGAAGAUA